Messenger RNA from Melitaea cinxia (Glanville fritillary), 2090 nucleotides. RefSeq lists its product as uncharacterized. The annotation marks the transcript as partial. The transcript is spliced from 12 exons. Gene Ontology annotation, molecular function: zinc ion binding; metalloendopeptidase activity. Gene Ontology annotation, biological process: proteolysis. NCBI's taxonomy places the organism in Eukaryota, Metazoa, Arthropoda, Insecta, Lepidoptera, Nymphalidae. The record is from RefSeq and is a predicted model, not a curated record.
AUUCCAAGGUUAAGUGUUCAAAGGAUCGACAGCAAACUUAUCGAAAGAAAACGACAAGAUACACUAGAAAUAUGUCGCAUUUUCAACGAAGAAAACAAACGCGGUCUGAAUGCUGAAAAGAAUUUGAGGUAUAGAAAUAAAAGAAACGUAAAUAACAAUGAACUAGGAAAUACAAAUCUGAAACAAGAAGAUUUGGUAAGAGUAGAACAAAUCGUUGACAAACUGUACGAUGAUUUAGAUUCGACUACAGUGGCUUACCGACGAAGAGUAUUAAUUGAUGUGAGUAAAGAAAAAAAUUCUACCGAAAAUGUAAAUCGAAGAUACAAUUUUGCACCAGCGCAAUUACAGGGAUCUGUGGAGCAUAAAAAUGAACAGGAAAAAGUCCUUUCACAGCCGCAUCUGAUUAAAAUACCAUGGAUUAAAAAAUGGAGUGAUGGCAUCGUGCCUUUUUUUAUCGAUUCUAGAACGUAUGACUCGUUUUUAGUAGGAAUAAUUCUUAAGGCUUUUGAUUAUAUUGAAAAGACAACAUGUAUCCGCCUUCAGCGGCUUCGGGAGAAACCAACAGAUAAGAAGUCCAUGCAAAAUGUUGAAUGGCUCUACAUCACAAAUCCGUCUGGUAUACGACAGUGCGUCCAUACAAAUGAACGUAAACCCAAUUCUGGAGUCCAGGUGGUUGUAUUUGGCUAUGAUUGUCUAUCUCAAGGAGAAAUUACACACGAGAUAAUGCACAUUUUGGGUUUUUCUCAUGAACAUACACGUCCUGACAGAGAUCGUUACAUUACUAUAAUGUGGGAAAAUAUUAAACCUGGCUACAAGAAAUAUUUUGAUGUCGGGAAAGAGGAUUAUCUAUCCAACCUUCCCUAUGACUAUAACAGCGUUCUUCACUAUCCACCUCGAGCAUUUUCUAAAAAUGGACAAGUGACCAUAGUGACAGAGUCAGGUACAAAAAUCGGUCAACGAGACGGUUUCAGUGAAUUGGAUGUAGAAAAAAUCCGCAUGAUAUACGGAGAAGUAUGUGUACAAAGGAAUAUAAACUACUUAUUCAAGACAUGUAAAUCUGCCUCAGAAGCAAACUACAAAGAAACGAAAACUUUGACUGAAGAAGAAAUAAAACAAUACUUCAAGGACAGAAUAUGGCCUUAUGGAAUCAUAAAUUUUAAGUUUAAAGAUGAAACAGAAUUCACUGCAGAAGAAAGAGAAAAUAUAAAAGCAGCAAUUAAUCACAUCCAGAAAGAAACUUGUAUUGAAUUUAGAGAUAUUAAUACAGAAGAUAGAGAUAACAACGAAGUUGAUGAUGAAGUCGACAACGAUGUUGAUGAAUCUACUAAGGGUCAAAAACUCAUAUACAUAAAAGAAAAUAUUCCACUUACUGAUGUGAAUGUAGAAAAGGAAAAUAUGAAAUUAACUAAUGAUGAUGAUACUCCUAAAUUUGCUAAUACAGACUUGGAAAAUGAACCUGAUGAUGUAAAACUGUUGCAAGUUGCAGAAGGCUUAAAAGAAAAUGUUAAGAAAGUUAAAAUACCUCUUCCUCAAUCGUCCUCGAGACGACACGCUGAAAAUGUAAUCAUCUUAAAACGUUCAACAGAACCAGGUUGCAAAUGUCCACCUUCUGGCAGGCCAAAUGGAACCAAGAUCUUUACCAUUAGCACAGAUUGUUUCAACUCUGUAAAUGACUUACUCCAUCUUUUUGUCCAUAUACUGGGAUUAGACCACCAGCAUAACAUGUACGACCGAGACAAAUAUUUGUAUAUUAAUUGGGAUAAUAUGAGUCCAGAAAUACAAAAAGAAAUGCAAAAGACUCUACCGCCUGCAGCAACGGCAGGGUUCGCCUAUGAUUAUCAAAGCGUUAUGCAUUAUCCCUGGAUGCAGAUCAAGGAUGGUGUUACAAAUACGAUGUAUCCUGUUUGGAAUGAUGGUUGGACCAUGGGCAAUUGGCAGGGACUCAGUUGGGCGGAUGUACAGAAGAUAAAUCGCAUUUAUAAAGAACAAUGUGACAAUGCAAAGAUAAGCGAAUAAUUCAAAUUCAUAUAGUAAAAAUAUUAAAAAGUAUCUUAAAGUCUUGACUGUAUGAAAUAUAGUGUGGAAUUUAA